This is a messenger RNA of Vitis riparia (riverbank grape), 1793 nucleotides long. Its product is annotated as protein SAR DEFICIENT 1-like. NCBI's taxonomy places the organism in Eukaryota, Viridiplantae, Streptophyta, Magnoliopsida, Vitales, Vitaceae. Gene Ontology annotation, biological process: regulation of salicylic acid biosynthetic process. Gene Ontology annotation, molecular function: sequence-specific DNA binding; DNA-binding transcription factor activity; calmodulin binding. Gene Ontology annotation, cellular component: nucleus. The record is from RefSeq and is a predicted model, not a curated record. The coding region runs from base 77 to 1483 and encodes 468 amino acids. The transcript has 7 exons.
CCUCCUCCACAACUCUCUCUUCCUCGUUAUUUAUUGCUGUGUUUAGCUGCUUCUAUGAAAUAGUAUUCUUCAGACAAUGGCUGCCAAACGAUUAUUGAAUGAUUUUGGAUCCGACCCGGAUCAACCGACUGAGAAACGGACUAGAACUAGACCUUUUUUCACUUCUGUAAUUGGAGAAGUUCUUAUGGGGAAUUCAUUUCAGAACAUCUGUACGGCCUUGGAACCAAUGCUUAGACGAGUGGUAAACGAAGAGGUGGAGCGUGGAAUACGCAGUUCAUGCACUUUCACUAGGUCUCCCUCCUUGCGAAUUCAAGCCCUGGAAGCAUCAAACUUGCAACUGAUCUUCACUAAGAGGCUCUCGCUUCCAAUAUUCACGGGGACCAAGAUAGGAUACGCCGAAAACAGCCCACUUCAGCUCCAUAUCGUGGAAACAAGUGGUGAUCAAAUGGUUCCAACAACUCUACCUUAUUCUAUCAAAGUAGAGAUCGUGGUUCUUGACGGCGACUUCCCCCAAGGGGACUGCAACACCUGGUCCAGCAAAGAAUUCGAAGACAAUAUCGUGAGGGAGAGAACCGGCAAGCGACCACUGCUAGCUGGAGACGUGAUUGUCACCAUGAGGGAUGGAUUAGCAAUGAUUGGAGACAUCGAAUUCACCGAUAAUUCUAGCUGGAUACGAGGCAGGAAGUUCAGGCUCGGUGCAAGAGUUGUCCCGGGUAGCCGCCAUGAUGUUAGUAUCCGUGAAGCCAUUACAGAAGCUUUUGCUGUUAAAGACCACCGUGGAGAAUUAUACAAGAAGCACCAUCCACCCAUGUUAAACGAUGAGGUAUGGCGCCUUGAGAAGAUCGGAAAAGAUGGGGCUUUCCACAAGAAGCUCGCCUCCGAGAACAUCAACACAGUACAGGACUUUUUGAAGCUGUCCAUUGUCGAUCCACAAAAACUUAGAACGAUAUUAGGCCCCGGGAUGUCAGAGAAAUUGUGGGAAGUAGUAAUUAAGCAUGCCAGGAAUUGCGAUUUGGGGAAAAACUUGUAUAUUCUACGCGGAUAUAAUUUCACCGUUACCUUGAAUGCCAUAUGUCAAAUUGUGAUGAUGGAUAUUAAUGGACAGAUUUAUGCUCGGCAAGAACUAUCAAAUCUUGACAGGACCUACGUUGAGAAAUUUGUUAUUCAAGCAUAUUCAAAUUGGAAUUCAUUAGAAGAGGUCGAUGGAAGUUUGAAUGAGACUGCCCUACUAACACGAGGUGAGCUGGGUGAGCAGCAUCCCAAUCUUCAGGAGACCAUGGCAAGAGCACCACUGCAGCAACAUGGAUACUACCUUACUGAUAAAAGUAGUAUGGAGGUCGGGAAUGCAGAUGUAGGAAGCAGCAAUUGGCAGAUGAAUGCUGCAUAUCAAGGCACACCAGUUGACACUGGCGUCCGCUAUUACCUUAGAGAGUCCUCAUCAGGCUGCAAUAUAACACCUUCAAGGACUUUUAAUGGGAGCUGAAGCAAGAUUUUGCAACAUUGUUUGGUGUAUAUGAACACGUACGUGUAGUUGAAUCCUCUCCAUCGCUGCCCCCAGGAUGAAAUGUUUUGUGGCUUAUGGGGGUACAAGGAGCUGAGAUUUCAUCCAACAUAAUUCCUAGUUUUUGGCUGGGCACAUGCAGCAGUAUAGUAUUACUAUUGUUCCUGAAAAAAAAAAAAAAAGGAAAAGUAGUUGCAGACAGCUCUUGUGUAGGCAGUAAGAAAGAACAAUAAAUUAAGGAAAUCCAAUGAUAUUAUGAGUUUUAUGAAGAGUUAAGCAACCAUUCCACGAA